This is a messenger RNA of Engraulis encrasicolus (European anchovy), 957 nucleotides long. RefSeq names its product odorant receptor 131-2-like. Lineage: Eukaryota; Metazoa; Chordata; Actinopteri; Clupeiformes; Engraulidae. Gene Ontology annotation, cellular component: membrane. Bases 1 to 957 code for a protein of 318 amino acids. The transcript has a single exon. Gene Ontology annotation, molecular function: odorant binding; olfactory receptor activity; G protein-coupled receptor activity. Gene Ontology annotation, biological process: detection of chemical stimulus involved in sensory perception of smell; G protein-coupled receptor signaling pathway. The record is from RefSeq and is a predicted model, not a curated record.
AUGAAUUUGACUGUUGGGAGAGAUGAGUUUGAGGAGGCCCUGGUGAAGAACCUCAUCAUUGUCGGCCUGGCUGUGAUCAUCAACUGCAUCAAUGGGACCAUCAUCAUGACUUUCUGCAGGAAAGCUGUCUUCCACACCGAGUCCCGGUACAUCCUGUAUAUGAACCUGGUCGUCAACGACAUGAUCAUGGUCUGCUCCUCUGUGAUCAUGUACGUCUUGACCUACGCUCAUCCCGUCUUCGAAGCCUCCUUCUGCCUCAUUCUGGUCGUGGUCGGAUCGACCACUACCAUGAACACCCCCAUCAUCCUGGCCGGCAUGGCUAUCGAGCGCUACAUCGCCAUCUGCAAGCCUCUCCACCACACUCAGAUCUGCACCGUGCGCCGGACCUACGUCCUCAUCGGCCUCACCUGGGGCAUGGGGCUCAUCCCCGCCCUCGUCGACGUGGUGAUCGUCCGCGCCGUUCGCUCCGCGGGAUUCUUUUCCACCGCCGUCUUCUGUUACUACAUCGUUAUCUACAACACCCGAUACCAUAGGCAGAAGGCGCAGGUGGUCCAGGCCAUGUACAUGUCGUUCGUGUGGCUGUCGCUAAUCUACACAUACCUGAGGAUAUUCCUGACCGCCAAGGCGGCCACAGACGACAGCGGCUCCGCCAGUAAAGCCCAGAACACCAUCUUGCUGCAGUGCAUGCUGUCCUACCUCCCGCCUUUAGUUGACUCAUUUCUACUAAGUUAUUUCCCAGCCUAUCGCACCAAAAUAACGUUCCUGUUUUUCCUCCUCACAAACAUUGUUCCGAGGCUGCUGAGUCCUCUGAUAUACGGCCUCAGAGAUAAGACGUUUGCCAAGCACAUGUCACGGUACUACUCGUGCGGCAGGGUGUGCUGUUCAAAAGGGAAACGGAAGAGGAAAAAGCUGUCCCUCGGCAGCAGCAAUAAAAGAGUUGGCUCUUUGAAGACGUAA